Molecule: messenger RNA, 6909 nt
Organism: Trichobilharzia szidati
Lineage: Eukaryota; Metazoa; Platyhelminthes; Trematoda; Strigeidida; Schistosomatidae
Source: the annotation of a GenBank genome assembly
AUGGGUGGCAAGAAGAAAACGGCGGUUCAACAACCGAGAGUCAAAGGGAAUUCUAAACCUUCCAGCAGCGAUAAAGCUGCCAGGUUUCUGGUUCAACAGACUGGGGGCCUUGGAAUACCCUUACCAAAUAUUUUGGAUACAAAGCUGAGAGGAAUCUCACUCAAUCCUAGUGAUUUACAAGCGGGAGAAUGCCAAGGGAAGUUGGUUGGCUUUGUUCCGAUACUUCAGGAUCCAGAUGCCACUGGCCUAGAUAGUCAUCUCCUCAGUAUUUUAAAACGUUUGGAAAAGCGUGACUCAGUAACCAAACAAAAGGCACUGCGUGAAUUCUGUGACAUUCUUAAGCCCACAAAUGAAUUCAGUGGAAUUAUUUUGAGCACGAAUUCAGUUGUGGCUGUGCUCCCAUUUUGGCCAAGAAUUUACCAUCGUCUUUCAUUUGAUGGAGAUAGAAAAGUGCGUGAACUCGCACAGAUAACUAUGCAUACUUUGGCUUCUCGUGUUGGUAAAGACUUAGUCGUAUGCCUGAAGCAGAUUGUUCCAACGUGGACUUUUGCAACUAUUGACCCUCAUGAAUCUGCGGCAUCGCUUGCUAUUCGAGGACUGAGUGAUACCUUUCCUGGAAAAAAACUAUCUGAUGCUUAUUGUUUGUGUGCUAAACAACUUUUAGAUAUGGUCGAAACUCAGUUAGCUGAUCUGGAGAGCGAAAAGUGUUCAGGUACAGGAGCAUCAUUGAGUCACUCAAAACAUAGUCACUAUGACAGUUGUAGUGGACCAAGUGGUAAUAUGGAGACCUCGUCGUAUUCUGCCGACUUUUCAUCAGUUUUGCGCUUCCUCGCUUCAUUUGUUAGUGACUUAAUUCUUCUACCACCGGAUCACAAACAAAUUAUCCGCCUGAAAGCAUUAUUGUCACCAAAAAAUAUUUGGACUAGAGUUGCACAAUCUUUAGUAACAGUUAAGUAUACACAAAACACGUCGUGUUUGGAACAAGCAUAUACAACAUCAUCUGCUGUUUACAUUGCCAUGUAUAAACUUUGUUCAGUUUUGUGUCGUAACCAUUCUUGGUGCCAGUGGAUGAAAGGAACAGAUGAUGGAAGAAUCCUUGGUGAGCAUAUCUGUAAGAUGACUGUUGGGUGCCUUGGUACGAAUUGUGGACAGAGUGGAAAUUCAAGUGCUGAUCAAUCAGUUAUAAUCUCUCCUCCAUGCGAGCUUAGUGCUGGCGUAUAUUCCUCACUUUGGGAUGCAACUUUAGCAUGCUUGACUGGAUUGUCUGGUAAAUUUGUGUGGUCUGUCAUAGACUGGCAACAGGCAUUUAUUACAAGGCUGGGGAAUCUCCUUUCCCAUUCUGAAAGAAACCAAACUAAGCAGGUAUAUACACAUUUGUUGUGCCUUUUAAAUGAAUUCCCAUUGAAUUAUUCUAAUCUCAAAAAUUCAGAGUUGGAAAUAGUAAACAAACUGUUUAUUGAAGCGACUUUAUCGGGAUUACAGCGAUCACUUGGUUUACCACAUGUUCAAAAUACUGACUACGCCGAUAAUAAUGUGAGUCUUCCAAAUGAUCCAGACACACCAGUUGUCAUCGUAACAGGUAUUCUAGAAUGUGCGAGGUACCUUAUUGACAGACUGUUAACACCUAUUGAAGAUGAGGAAAAAGAAGAAGUUCUAUUAGCUAAAAAGAUAUAUUCGAAGGUUAUUGUACGCCUUUUGUCUGAUUGUCUUAUUACCUAUACUCGAACUGACGAUUCACCACGUUUAAUGUGCGACCGACCCAUACUCUGCAGACAGUCCUAUAUUAAUGUUAUUUUCAAACAAGUUGCUAAAUUCUGCAAUAACCUCGCUCAGUCAAACCACCCCCUGAAAAUUUCUAUGUAUGAUGGAUUGAAAAAUACUUUAUUCCAAUGGAUUAAUGAAUCUGAGCAUUCCAUGACAUCAGCAAAUAAUACGGGUAAAGUGACUCGUAUUCUUAUUGGUCGUGUUGAUCCGUUACGAUUCAUCAGCUUGCUGGACAAUUUAGCUAGAUCGAGCAGCCAAAAGGUCGAUAAAACUGUAAUUAAAAAUGCAAGUUUUACUACAAAAAAAUCAGUGAAUGAUGUGGAUCAGUGUGAUGAAAUCUUCACAGUACAAACAGACUGGUGUAUUGAUCUAUUUCGUCGUAUUGGCGAUAUACUAUUAAACGCUAUGACAGAGAAAGCACUCGAAAGAAGUUCACUGAGAAGUUUCUAUAUUUUAUUAUUGUUAUGCAUCUAUGGUCACCUACCUUUGAAGUGUUUUACUGUUCCAUCUAUAAUUCAACAAGUAUUUUCAUCACUUCUACCAAAUCUACCACACGAAGUACAUUCUAUUUGUUGGUCCCAUCCAGUUAUCUUUGGCUUAGCUAAAUCAUGGGCUCUUUCUACUGAAAAUAUUAACAGUGAAUCAACAAUUCCAAUUGACUCAUCAUCAUGCUUAAUAUUUACAAAUGAUAUACUCCCACUUUUGAUUCAGUCUUUAUCCAGUCUGAAGAAGACUUUCAAUUCAGCUGGUUUAUCACCUAAGUUACUUUCCAAUCGCCUUAGUGAUACCUUGUGUUUUUGGGCUCGAGUAUGGUUUGAUAAAAUCAGUGAUAUUGACAAUGCACAUGACAAAGAUGUUAUUGCAUAUAUGAAUAAUCUGCAUUCUUUGAUAACAAGUUCUUUGCACAAUAUAUCGAGUUAUAACGAUAAUAGUGACAACCAUUGUGAUGCUAUAAUACCCAUCCAGUUAGUUGAAACAUUGUCCAAUUGUUUAAAAAACCGAUAUGAAAAAUUUUUGCUGCUUGAUUCUGGUUUUGAUGGUAUUCAUGCUACAGAAUUAAGAGUUAUUGGUAGCUUAUUAAUUCAUCUGUUACAAGAGGUUGGAAAUAGUGACUUAUUCAAUUCAUCCCGUUUAAAUUAUCUGUUCUUCUUAUUGACAAAACUGCUAUUCUAUGCAUACAACCUCAGUGCUUUUAUGAAAAUUACACAGACUGUUAGUGUUUCACACUCAUUGAAAUCAACGGAAGACGAUCAGGAUUCUCUUCAUCCUUCUGUGGUCAGUGAUGAACAACACGAUGACCAUGCUCAAGAUGAUGAUGACGAUGGUGAUUUUGUGUUUAAUUUCAACGAAUUGACUAACCGAUCAGAAGGAGUUAUACUGAAUCGGUUGAAGUAUGAAGAAGUGUCAGAAUGGAAUGAAGAAAGCUUCUUUAAUCAGUUAUCUAAUCUUAUUUUCACGACAACUGCACAAUCAGAGUGGAUUACUCCGUCAUUCUUUCAAUUUGUUGCAAGUCUUUAUUCAAGUGUCUGCGAUAAGCAGCAUCCUUCAUUUCCUUUCAUUUCACAAUUUUCUUUCUUGUGGUUGAAAUAUUUAAUUGAACACGUAAAACUUGUUUUAGAGGUGGUCGUAAGUCUUUAUCCUUUACCCAAGUCGAAUCUCGCCUCACGACAUCUUAUAAGCAAUUACAGACUAAGCCCUUUGCCUAUAUUACCUCAUUUAGGUAAAUUAAUUCGCUUACAUCACUUGGGUUUAAUGUUGCGUCUGCACCUGCAUCUUGUUUCAUGUGAUGAUGAGAUGAUAGUAAAUCAGUAUUUAUUAUGUCUUGGAUUUAUACGUGUUUGGAUAUCAAGUUUUUGUGAACCAUGGGACUUGUGCACUGAUUUUGGAUGGCCAUCAGAACGAAUAGAUUUAAAUGUACGUGAACUAAAUAGUCAGAAGAAGCAUCAUCUUGAACCUGCAUUAUCUGCAUUUGAAAAAGUUGGUUCUUCACUCACAAAAACAUUGGGUUCGUCUUGGCACGAAUUAACUGCCCGCUAUCCACUAAUGCGUCUACUGAAUUUAUCAUCUUCGAAGGUGUUGGAAUCUAUUACUCCCUUAGAAUCUUCAACAUAUCCCCUUUUACAUCUAACAAUAAAUGUGCUGUUAUUGAAUCGUUUACGUACUAUACAUUCAAAUCUUUGGCCUUGUGACAUUAAACUUGCAGCCAGUUGUAGUGAUGAUGAAAGUCAAGGUUUUGUGUGGACUGAACGGUAUUUGCCAUUUACCUCUUCACAGGAAAUAAAUUACUCAGACAAAAUGAAUUUUAACAAGUGUAUUGAAUUGUAUUUGCCUGCAGGCAUUAUCCGUCGUUGCUUACCAAGACAGGAUUUGUUAGGCAAAUUGAAAAGUUUUUCUUUAUCUCUUGGAGAUUGUGAUAUAUCAAAUCCAAACGACUAUCAUCUGAAGAUUCAUGCUUGCAUUACUGAGUUAAUCUCAAGUCUUGUCAAUAUUCGUGUAGCUGCUCCAAUCUACUUGACAACAUUUUCUUCUGUUAUGUUGGAGGAUUAUCGAACGUGGUUAACUAAUUUAGCGGAUGCUGUAAUAGAGGAUAACAGUCUGUGUUUACAGUCACCUGAAAUUUUCAGCGCAUGUCUUUCAACAAUGAGUUAUCUUGAAUGCUUACUAUUACUGUGGCAACCAUGGCAGUGGAGCAUGCUAGAAUCUGAAAAAUCCCCAGUUUCUGUUAGAUUGGGUCUUAUCCACUUAAGCAUGCGAAUGCGUCAACUCAGGCCAUCUUUAUCAUUGCAGCAGUGGGAUUUUAUCCUCUGUCUAACUGUUAGCUGGGUUUGUGCAAGUGUUCAGUACUUACGUGAGUUACCUAAAUCCGGUUCAGAGAAAACAAUACGUGAUAUAUUUGCAUUUCGGUCAUUUCGAAUGUCAUCUGCACUUGGUGCUAUAUUUGUUGGACGUAAUUCACACCUACCUCUGUCAGAUUGUAUUAUUUCGCAGGAAAGUAGUUCGAGUAAAAGAGCUAUCCAGUCGGAUAAUAUGGAUGAGAACGAUGACAUUGAGAUCGAAGAUGAGGAGCCUACUAAUGAGUUUUAUGAUGAAGAAGAGCAUGUAAAACAACUUUCUGAUUUGUCAUGUGAUAAUAACGAUCAAUCUAAAGAUAUUUUAAAUGAAAAUUUCAAUAUAGAUUUAGAAGAAGAAUUAGAAGGUGAUUGUGGACAAACAGAGUUAGAUGAAGACAAUGAUUUAGAUGAUGAAGAGUAUAUGUAUAGUGUUUUCUCCAGAGGAUUACCCCUUAUACCUCGUAGAGGAGUGACAAGCGAAAGUGUUCGAAACGAUUGGGAAAACUUUUUUUCUGCGAACCUCUAUUCCACAUUUUUACCUGUCGUCUUGAAGUCCUGUGUACCACAAGACCACCGCGAAUGUCAAGCAGCACUUGAUACAGAUGUACAUAUUCAAGCUCUUUGUGCUGCUUUUGCCACUUGUCCAGCUAAUCAUUUAAUUACAACAUUCACUAAUCAACCUGCAUUAAUACUUGAGUUCUUGAGUAAUGUUCAGUUAAAUACAAGUCAAUCGAAUGUAAUUAAUCAACUUUUCCCCUAUAAGAAUGUCUCUGUGCAUGACUUUACUUCUGGAUUUCGUGCCAGUUUGGAUAUGGCUUGCAAAUUAAUUACUUCUUCACCUCAUCAAUCUGGUCAACUUCUUGGACACAUUUUACUUAAUCGACUUUUUGGAAUGCGUAUAUUGCAGGGCAAGAAUAAAACGUCAGUAUCUAUAGCAAAUUAUCUGAUUCGUCGGAUUCCAGCUUCUUGGAUUUCAGCUUUAUAUGGUGUGUUACCUGUGUCUGUUGAGAAGUAUUUGUAUAGUGAAUUAGCUGCUGAUAACUGGGGUCGUGGUGAUUCAAGCUUGUCAUACUUGAUUGAUUGCUCGGUUUCUGGCUGGAAAUUAAAUUGUCAGUCUCAUCAAGCCCUUCUAGGUUAUUUGCUUGCUUGGGAUAGCUUGUUAAGUCUAAUGACAUGCGCUGGCGCACAAACCCGAGCAUUUUUACAACGUGCCUUGUUAACUACAUCUGCUGUUAUGUUUGACAGAUUUAUGCUUGUAAUUGGAUUACUUCUACCACCAUCAGGAAAUCUGGAAGAAUAUGCAAAUACUGUUUGUAGAUUGGAGCCUGAUGAACGUCUUUUGUUGCUCAACUCAACGUCUCGUAUGUAUCUCACAGCUGCUCUGACCAUAUUUUCCUCUCGCCGUCAUUGCAGACGUCCAACCAAUUUGAUGAUACCACUUGCUUCUGGAGAUGAUAGAGAGUGGAGAGAUGUGUUUUCUCCUGAUGAUAAACUCCUUCAGAUACCAGGACAUAGAGUAGCUCAUGAUAUUAGUCAUUUUGCAGUGAGACUAUUUCGUCGCUUCUUGUCUGAUGCUCCAGGUUUAAUUCGUGCUUGGCACACUCAAGUCACAUCUUUAUCUACCUCAUCACAAAAUACAACGCCACACAUUAGUCCACUUGCUUCACACCGGCCUGGUCGUUUGCGUCAGUUGGCUGGUACUAUUGAUAAACUAGUGUCAAAAUAUUUUUCAUCCAGUUUAGCACGAGAUGAAGUGGUGCUAGUCCAGUAUCGUUCGUAUCUAAGAUUACUGAACAAAGAGCGGAAUUCUUCAAAGAGUUUAUUUUCCCUUCUUAAAAGUACAGCUGAAGCUGGAAGCGUUCGUAUCAAAGGUCGUCCUUUAUCACGCGAGAUUAUUGCUACAUAUCAUGUGGAUGAUGAGCAUUCAAUGGAAAUGAUUGUUCAGUUACCAGAUAACUAUCCUUUAAGCCCAGUUACUGUUAACAAAGGACGCAGUGUUGGUGUUGGCAGUCAACAGUGGCAGGCAUGGCUUUUGCAGCUGUCUGUCUUUAUCAAUAAUCAUAACGGAUCGAUUUUAGAUGGUAUUGAUCUGUGGCAACGUAAUGUCCGGAAGAAGUUCGAUGGUGUUGAAGAAUGUGCAAUUUGUUAUUCCAUUAUACAUAACACUAAUUUCAGUUUGCCAAAAAUGAAUUGUCCUACUUGUCGAAAAUUAUUUCAUUAUGCGUGUAUGCAUAAAUGGUUUACGACCAGUAAAAAUCCUGCUUGCCCAUUGUGUAGACAGUUGUUUAUCAAUUCAACCGGUCGUCCUGUAUGA